CAAAUCCUAUUUGCCAUUGUACCUGCCCAAUAGCAGAGACAGAGCGCGUUUUGACUCAGAUGGGAUUUCAUUGUUAUCAUUGCAAUCCAGCGCAAGUUUGACGCAGUGAUCUCUGCGCUUCAUCCUCCAGGAGCUGAAGCAGCCGCUGAUGACUUGAUUUUUUUCCCCUCACUUAUUCUUCCGGCUAUAUCAUUUUAUAAUACAGGUUAUACAUUCUGCAAAACGUUAUUAUUAUUAUUAUUUUUCUUCUCCUAAGUUUUGAUGGUGAUCCACAUCGGAGAGUAGCCUAAUCGGUGAUGGCAGACUCUGACACGCAAGAGACUCGACAACCCGCCAAAGACUCACCUUUCUCCAUCAAGAAUCUCCUGAAUAUUGAAGACAAACCCGCGAAACCGAAAAACCUUCUCGCCUCGUCCAAAGGAGUUUUCGAAAGCAGAUUCUUUUCUCGGCUCGGGGACUUGUCUUUUCCUCGAUUUGAGUUGCCAGCACAGAGGUUCGGACUACCGGCACAGUAUUUGGAGAGAACAUCUGCAUGGUGGUACCCAUACACGCUCGGAGCGCACUUUAGGACUGCAGCAGGAUGUGAGAAGGUUAACCUGCGGGAAGCAUCGCCAGCGUCGGAGAGACGCUCCCCAGAUCUCCCCAAAAGUGACCAAGAUGCCAAAGAGGAAAGCGCCGACGACGAGAUCGCUCUGGACGAAAGCGACGCGGAGGAGCCCAAAAAAGAGACGGACCAGGGGGGCGACCACUGGAGGAGGAAAUCGGAGGAAAUCGACUCAGACAAGAAGCCCUGCCGCAAGAAGAAGACGCGCACGGUGUUUUCCCGGAGCCAGGUGUUCCAGCUGGAGUCCACCUUCGACAUGAAGCGCUACCUGAGCAGCUCGGAGCGGGCCGGCCUGGCUGCGGCGCUGCACCUCACCGAGACGCAGGUCAAGAUCUGGUUCCAGAACCGCAGGAAUAAGUGGAAACGGCAGCUGGCCGCGGAGCUGGAGGCGGCCAACAUCAGCCACGCGGCCGCGCAGAGGAUUGUGAGGGUCCCCAUACUUUACCACGACAGCGGGGCCUCCGACACGAACGCUGGCCCCGGGACAAACUCGCCCGGCAGCCAGUCGCUGCUGACUUUCCCCCAUCACAUGUACUAUUCCAACCCGGUCCCGCUGCUGAGGCCAUAACAAGGAUCAGAAUGUACUGGACAUGUUUAUGAAUGAAAAAUAAAUACAAUUUUGUAUAUUUUGUAGAUUCAGCUGAACACUCAA
Messenger RNA from Cololabis saira (Pacific saury), 1256 nucleotides. It is a transcript of the gene hmx3b, whose product is annotated as H6 family homeobox 3b. Lineage: Eukaryota; Metazoa; Chordata; Actinopteri; Beloniformes; Belonidae. Gene Ontology annotation, molecular function: RNA polymerase II transcription regulatory region sequence-specific DNA binding; DNA-binding transcription factor activity, RNA polymerase II-specific. Bases 297 to 1172 code for a protein of 291 amino acids. The transcript is spliced from 2 exons. Gene Ontology annotation, cellular component: nucleus. The record is from RefSeq and is a predicted model, not a curated record. Gene Ontology annotation, biological process: regulation of transcription by RNA polymerase II.